AUCCAACGGUCUCAGGAAUGUUUUCCAUCCCGCCACGCGCCUCCCGAAGCUCCCAGACCGGAGGCUCAGCCCCCAUCUCGGUUAGUGCCCCUCUCCCGCCCGACUUUACAGCCAGCCCCUGCCCCUCAUUCCCUGCCCCAGGAUCCCGGCCCCUCCUGGGAGCUGGGCUGGACUCGGUCCUCAGAUCCUCGGAAGGCUCAGUUCUGGGCGGGGCAAGGGACCUUGCAAGUGGGGGGGGCCUCGGGAACUUCUCUCCGCCAGCUGCGACUGGAGGCUGGGAACAGGGGAGACGACCCAGGGCCACGGCCCCUCAGGACUUCAGGCGGCCGGAGGUUAUGGGGGCGAAGCGGAGUCGGGAGCCGGGCUUCCGGCCCUCACUACCCUGUCUCGGCCCGCGGGUUGCCUGCGUGCCCGCCCCACCCAGCGGUUUACCAUGGAACCAUCUCUGCAAUGCAGCCCCUUCCACAUUGCCCCAGCCCCAUGGAGCUGGUGCUCCCGUGGCGCUGUGCAAUUGCCUGUUCCUGUGUGCCUCUGCUCCCCUGACACUAGGAGCCCUGGAGGGCAGGGCCAGGUAAAAUACCUGUUUUCUGACAAGACUAGGACUCUUACAUAGACUGCUAUGAACUACAAGAAGUAUAGCAUUGCUCAAAUAACCUGUGGUUAGAGUUACUUGUUAUUGGUAAAUAGCCACUGUGGAGACUAAGGACCAAAAGAAACACAGAAAGAAAUUUUACAGAAGAAAAACAGUGGGCCCAAAGCUGAAAAGAAAAAGAAGCAGCAUCUGCAGGAUCUCCAGCUAGGGGAUGAAGAAGAUGCCCGGAAGAGAAAUCCCAAAGCUUUUGCAAUUCAGUCUGCUGUGGGGAUGGCUUGAUCCUUUCACAGGUAAAAAGCUCCGACUCACCAUUAUUGAAUGUGGGUGUGACAUUAACAUGAUCUAUCUGGCUGAAGUAGCAGAUCUGGUUGCCAAGCUGUUCUACCUUUCUGGAAUGGUGCAUGGAGAAUAUCAAGACCAAGAAAUCCACAAUCUGGGCCAUUUUAUUACAGUUAUGAAGUUUAGGCCUCUCACAUGGCAGACUUCUCAUCCUUAUAUCCUGGCAGACAGGAUGGAAGAUUUGACAAACCCAGAGGAUAUCUGAACAAAAUGUGACUGGCAGGUGUCACUUUAUGGUUAUUUAAGAGGCGCACACUUGAAAAAUAAAAGCCAAAUUCACAUGCCAGGUAUUCUCUUGUUGUAGAACAUACUAGAAUCACACAUAGGAUUCUUGGGAUGGCUUCUUUUCUCAGGAAAACUGACAAAUGACCAAACAAGGGAAGAUGGCUUUGGUGGAGGUUUUAAAAGUAAGCCAGCUAUGUGGAGGCCUGUAAAGGUGUUAUUGAAUCCCCUCUUCUCUGACCUUUUGUCUUAUAGCUAGAGGAGCACUGUUCCAGUGUGGCACAAUGCCCUUCUUUAUGCUCAUGGGUUAAGCCCUUGGACUGUACAUCAUUUUUUGUUUUGUUUUGUUAUUGGUGACUGACCCCAUGAGUCAUGCUCUUUACAAAGCAUGCAUUUGGAUGUUUCUUUCUUUUUUUUAUUAUUAUACUUUAAGUUCUAGGGUACAUGUGCACAAUGUGCAGGUUUGUUACAUAUGUAUACAUGUGCCGUGUUGGUAUGCUGCACCCGUCAACUCGAGAUUUACAUUAAAUAUAUCUCCCAGUGCUAUCCCUCCCCACUCCCCCACCCCACGACAGGCGCUGGUGUGUGAUGUUCCCCACCCUGUGUCCAAGUGUUCUCAUUGUUCAGUUCCCACCUAUGAGCGAGAACAUGUGUUUGGUUUUUUGUUCUUGCAAUAGUUUGCUCAGAAUGAUGGUUUCCAGCUUCAUCCAUGUCCCUACAAAGGACAUGAACUCAUCUUUUUUUAUGGCUGUACAGUAUUCCAUGGGGUAUAUGUGCCACAUUUUCUUAAUCCAAUCUAUCAUUGAUGGACAUUUGGGUUGGUUCCAAGUCUUUGCUAUUGUGAAUAGUGCCGCAAUAAACAUACAUGUGCAUGUGUCUCUAUAGUAGAAUGAUUUAUAAUCCUUUGGGUAUAUAUCCAGUAAUGGGAUGGCUGGGUCAAAUGGUAUUUCUAGUUCUAGAUCCCUGAGGAAUUGCCACACUGACUUCCACAAUGGUUGAACUAGUUUACAGUCCCACCAACAGUGUAAAAGUGUUCCUAUUUCUCCACAUACUCUCCAGCACCUGUUGUUUCCUGACUUUUUAAUGAUCGUGAUUCUAACUGGCGUGAGAUGGUAUCUCAUUGUGGUUUUGAUUUGCAUUUCUCUGAUGGCCAGUGAUGAUCAUUUUUUCAUGUGUUUUUUGGCUGCAUAAAUGUCUUCUUUUGAGAAGGGUCUGUUCAUAUCCUUCGCCCACUUUUUGAUUUUUGAUGGGAUUGUUUGUUUUUUUCUUGUAAAUUUAUUUGAGUUCAUUGUAGAUUCUGGAUAUUAGCCCUUUGUCAGAUGAGUAGGUUUCAAAAAUUUUCUCCCAUUCUGUAGGUUGCCUGUUCACUCUGAUGGUAGUUUCUUUUGCUGUGCAGAAGCUCUUUAGUUUAAUUAGAUCCCAUUUGUCAAUUUUCGCUUUUGUUGCCAUUGCUUUUGAUGUUUUAGACAUGAAGUCCUUGCCCAUGCCUGUGUCCUGAAUGGUAUUGCCUAGGUUUUCUUCUAGGGUUUUUAUGGUUUUAGGUCUAACAUUUAAGUCUUUAAUCCAUCUUGAAUUAAUUUUUGUAUAAGGUGUAAGGAAGGGAUCCAGUUUUGGCUUUCUACAUAUGGCUAGCCAGUUUUCCCAGCACCAUUUAUUAAAUAGGGAAUCCUUUCCCCAUUGCUUGUUUUUUUCAGGUUUGUCAAAGAUCAGAUAGUUGUAGAUACACGGCAUUAUUUCUGAGGGCUCUGUUCUGUUCCAAUGGUCUAUAUCUCUGUUUUGGUACCAGUACCAUGCUGUUUUGGUUACUGUAGCCUUGUAGUAUAGUUUGAAGUCAGGUAGCGUGAUGCUUCCAGCUUUGUUCUUUUGACUUAGGAUUGAUUUGGCAAUGCAGGCUCUUUUUUGGUUCCAUAUGAACUUUAAAGUAGUUUUCUCCAAUUCUGUGAAGAAAGUCAUUGGUAGCUUGAUGGGGAUGGCAUUGAAUCUAUAAAUUACCUUGGGCAGUAGGGCCAUUUUCACGAUGUUGAUUCUUCCUACCCAUGAGCAUGGAAUGUUCUUCCAUUUGUUUAUAUCCUCUUUUAUUUCACUGAGCAGUGGUUUGUAGUUCUCCUUGAAGAGGUCCUUCACAUCCCUUGCAAGUUGGAUUCCUAGGUAUUUUAUUCUCUUUGAAGCAAUUGUGAAUGGGAGUUCACUCAUGAUUUGGCUCUCUGUUUGCCUGUUAUUGGUGUAUAAGAAUGCUUGUGAUUUUUGCACAUUGAUUUUGUAUCCUGAGACUUUGCUGAAGUUGCUUAUCAGCUUAAGGAGAUUUUGGGCUGAGAUGAUGGGGUUUUCUAGAUAUACCAUCAUGUCAUCUGCAAACAGGGACAAUUUGACUUCCUCUUUUCCUAAUUGAAUGCCCUUUAUUUCCUUCUCCUGCCUGAAUGACCUGGCCAGAACUUCCAACACUAUGUUGAAUAGGAGUGGUGAGAGAGGGCAUCCCUGUCUUGUGCCAAUUUUCAAAGGGAAUGCUUCCAGUUUUUGUCCAUUCAGAGUGAUAUUGGCUGUGGGUUUGUCAUAGAUAGCUCUUAUUAUUUUGAGAUACAUCCCAUCUAUACCUAAUUUAUUGAGAGUUUUUAGCAUGAAGGGUUGUUGAAUUUUGUCAAAGGUCUUUUCUGCAUCUAUUGAGAUAAUCAUGUGUUUUUUGUCUUUGGUUCUGUUUAUAUGCUGGAUUACAUUUAUUGAUUUUCAUAUGUUGAACCAGCCUUACAUCCCAGGGAUGAAGCCCACUUGAUCAUGGUGGAUAAGCUUUUUGAUAUGUUGCUGGAUUCAGUUUGCCAGUAUUUUAUUGAGGAUUUUUGCAUCAAUGUUCAUCAAGGAUAUUGGUCUAAAAUUCUCUUUUUUUGUUGUGUCCCUGUCAGGCUUUGGUAUCAGGAUGAUUCUGGCCUCAUAAAAUGAGUUAGGGAGAAUUCCCUCUUUUUCUAUUGAUUGGAAUAGUUUCAGAAGGAAUGGUACCAGCUCCUCCUUGUACUCUGGUAGAAUUCAGCUGUGAAUCCAUCUGGUCCUUGACUUUUUUUGGUUGGUAAGCUAUUAAUUAUUGCCUCAAUUUCAGAGGCUGUUAUUGGUCUAUUCAGAGAUUCAACUUCUUUCUGGUUUAAUCUUGGGAGAGUGUAUGUGUCGAGGAAUUUAUCCAUUUCUUCUAGAUUUUCUAGUUUAUUUGCGUAGAGGUGUUUACAGUAUUCUCUGAUGGUAGUUUGUAUUUCUGUGGGAUCGGUGGUGAUAUCCCCUUUGUCAUUUUGUAUUGCGUCUAUUUGAUUCUUCUCUCUUUUCUUCUUUAUUAGUCUUGCUAGCGGUCUAUCAAUUUUGUUGAUCUUUUCAAAAAACCAGCUCCUGGAUUCAUUGAUUUUUUGAAGGGUUUUUUAUGUCUCUAUUUCCUUCAGUUCUGCUCUGAUCUUAGUUAUUUCUUGCCUUCUGCUAACUUUUGAAUGUGUUUGCUCUUGCUUCUCUAGUUCUUUUAAUUGUGAUGUUAGGGUGUCAAUUUUAGAUCUUUCCUGCUUUCUCUUGUGGGCAUUUAGUGCUAUAAAUUUCCCUCUACACACUGCUUUGAAUGUGUCCCAGAGAUUCUGGUAUGUUGUGUCUUUGUUCUCAUUGGUUUCAAAGAACAUCUUUAUUUCUGCCUUCAUUUCGUUAUGUCCCCAGUAGUCAUUCAGGAGCAGGUUGUUCAGUUUCCAUGUAGUUGCACAGUUUUGAGUGAGUUUCUUAACCCUGAGUUCUAGUUUGAUUGCACUGUGGUCUGAGAGACAGUUUGUUAUAAUUUCUGUUCUUUUACAUUUGCUGAGGUGUGCUUUACUUCCAACUAUGUGGUCAAUUUUGGAAUAGGUGUGGUGUGGUGCUGAAAAGAAUGUAUAUUCUGUUGAUUUGAGGUGGACAGUUCUGUAGAUGUCUAUUAGGUCUGCUUGGUGCAGAGCUGAGUUCAAUUCCUGGAUAUCCUUGUUAACUUUCUGUCUUGUUGAUCUGUCUAAUAUUGACAGUGGGGUGUUAAAGUCUCCCAUUAUUAUUGUGUGGGAGUCUAAGUCUCUUUGUAGGUCACUAAGGACUUGCUUUAUGAAUUUAUAAAUAUACAUGCUCCUGUAUUGGGUGCAUAUAUAUUUAGGAUAGUUAGCUCUUCUUGUUGAAUUGAUCCCUUUACCAUUAUGUAAUGGCCUUCUUUGUCUCUUUUGAUCUUUGUUGGUUUAAAGUUUGUUUUAUCAGAGACUAGGAUUGCAACCCCUGCCUUUUUUUGUUUUCCAUUUGCUUGGUAGAUCUUCCUCCAUCCUUUUAUUUUGAGCCUAUUUGUGUCUCUGCACGUGAGAUGGGUUUCCUGAAUACAGCACACUGAUGAGUCUUGACUCUUUAUCCAAUUUGCCAGUCUGUGCCUUUUAAUUGGAGCAUUUAGCCCAUUUACAUUUAAGGUUAGUAUUGUUAUGUGUGAAUUUGAUCCUGUCAUUAUGAUGUUAGCUGGUUAUUUUGCUCGUUAGUUGAUGCAAUUUCUUCCUAGCCUUGAUGGUCUUUACAAUUUGGCAUGUUUUUGCAGUGGCUGGUACCGGUUGUUCCUUUCCACAUUUAGUGCUUCCUUCAGGAGCUCUUUUAGGGCAGGCCUGGUGGUGACAAAAUCUCUCAGCAUUUGCUUGUCUGUAAAGUAUUUUAUUUCUCCUUCACUUAUGAAGCUUAGUUUGGCUGGAUAUGAAAUUCUGGAUUGAAAAUUCUUUUCUUUAAGAAUGUUGAAUAUUGGCCCCCACUCUCUUCUGGCUUAUAGAGUUUCUGCUGAGAGAUCCACUGUUAGUCUGAUGGGCUUCCCUUUGUGGGUAACCCGACCUUUCUCUCUGGUUGCCCUUAACAUUUUUUCCUUCAUUUCAACUUUGGUGAAUCUGACAAUUAUGUGUCUUGGAGUUGCUCUUCUCGAGGAGUAUCUUUGUGGCGUUCUCUGUAUUUCCUGAAUUUGAAUGUUGGCCUGCCUUGCUAGGUUGGGGAAGUUCUCCUGGAUAAUAUCCUGCAGAGUGUUUUCCAACUUGGUUCCAUUCUCCCCAUCACUUUCAGGUACACCAAUUAGACAUAGAUUUGGUCUUUUCACAUAGUCCCAUAUUUCUUGGAGGCUUUGUUCGUUUCUUUUUAUUCUUUUUUCUCUAAACUUCUCUUCAUGCUUCAUUUCAUUCAUUUCGUCUUCUAUCGCUGAUACCCUUUCUUCCAGUUGAUCGUAUCAGUUACUGAGGCUUGUGCAUUCGUCACGUAGUUCUCGUGCUGUGGUCUUCAGCUCUGUCAGGUCCUUUAAGGACUUCUCGGCAUUGGUUAUUCUAGUUACCAUUCAUCUAAUUUUUAUUCAAAGGUUUUAACUUCUUUGCCAUUGGUUCGAACUUUCUCCUUUUGCUUGGAGUAGUUUGAUCUUCUGAAGCCUUCCUCUCUCAACUCGUCAAAGUCAUUCUCUGUCCAGCUUUGUUCCGUUGCUGGUGAGGAGCUGCGUUCCUUUGGAGGAAGAGAGGUGCUCUGAUUUUUAGAGUUUCCGGUUUUUCUGCUCUGUUUUUUCCCCAUCUUUGUGGUUUUAUCUACCUUUGGUCUUUCAUGAUGGUGAUGUACAGAUGGGUUUUUGGUGUGGAUGUCCUUUCUGUUUAUUAGUUUUCCUUCUAACAGUCAGGACCCUCAGCUGCAGGUUUGUUGGAGUUUACUGGAGGUCCACUCCAGACCCUGUUUGCCUGGGUAUCAGCAGCGGUGGCUGCAGAACAGCAGAUAUUGGUGAACCGCAAAUGCUGCUGCCUGAUUGGUCCUCUGGAAGUUUUGUCUCAGAGGAGUACCCAGCCGUGUGAGGUGUUAGUCCGCCCCUCCUGGGGGGUGCCUCCUAGUUAGGCUACUUGGGGGUCAGGGACCCACUUGAGGAGGCAGUCUGCCUGUUCUCAGAUCUCAAGCUGUAUGCUGGGAGAACCACUGCUCUCUUCAAAGCUGUCAUACAGGGACAUUUAAGUCUGCUGGGGUAUUGCUGUCUUUUGUUUGUCUGUGCCCUGCCCCCAGAGGUGGAGCCUACAGAGGCAGGCAGGCCUCCUUGAGCUGUGGUGGGCUCCACCCAGUUCAAGCUUCCCGGCUGCUUUGUUUACCUACUCAAGCCUGAGCAAUGGCGGGCGCCCCUCCCCCAGCCUCACUGCCACCUUGCAGUUUGAUCUCAGACUGCUGUGCUAGCAAUGAGCGAGGCUCUGUGGGCGUAGGACCCUCCGAGCCAGGUGCGGGAUAUAAUCUCCUGGUGUGGCAUUUGUUAAGCCCGUUGGAAAAGCGCAGUAUUAGGGUGGGAGCAACCCGAUUUUCCAGGUGCCGUCUGUCACCCCUUUCUUUGACUGGGAAAGGGAAUUCCCUGACCCCUUGCGCUUCCUGGGUGAGGCAAUGCCUCACCCUGCUUCGGCUCACACACACCACACUGCACCCACUGUCCUGCACCCACUCUCCGGCACUCCCCAGUGAGAUGAACCCGGUACCUCAGUUGGAAAUGCAGAAAUCACCUGUCUUCUGCGUCGCUCACACUGGGAGCUGUAGACUGGAGCUGUUCCUAUUCGGCCGUCUUGGCUCCCUAGCAUUUCCUUUUUCUAUACAGUCUUUAUGUAGUCAUCAUUUUGUUUUUAUUGGUGUGUUUUUUUUUUUUCUUUUUUUUUGAGAGAAGGUCUCGCUUUGUCUCCCAGGCUGGAGUGCAGUGGCAUGAUCUUGGCUCAUUGCAGCCUUGAACUCCCAGGCUCAAGUGAUCCUCCCGUAUCAGCCCUACAAGUAGCUGGGACUACAGGAGUGUGCCACCACUCCAGCUAAUUUUUUUCUU
Messenger RNA from Pan troglodytes (chimpanzee), 7952 nucleotides. Its product is annotated as ribosome biogenesis protein BMS1 homolog. The coding region runs from base 804 to 1136 and encodes 110 amino acids. Gene Ontology annotation, molecular function: GTPase activity; GTP binding; U3 snoRNA binding. Gene Ontology annotation, biological process: ribosome biogenesis; endonucleolytic cleavage of tricistronic rRNA transcript (SSU-rRNA, 5.8S rRNA, LSU-rRNA); maturation of SSU-rRNA from tricistronic rRNA transcript (SSU-rRNA, 5.8S rRNA, LSU-rRNA). The record is from RefSeq and is a predicted model, not a curated record. Gene Ontology annotation, cellular component: 90S preribosome; nucleus. The transcript is spliced from 7 exons. NCBI's taxonomy places the organism in Eukaryota, Metazoa, Chordata, Mammalia, Primates, Hominidae.